GGUGCUAAGGGAAGUGGUUCGGGUUGGUUCGGGUUCCUUGGGCUCGAAUCGGCUGCUCGGGCUUGAACUCAUCUCGCCGGGAUAGAGUCGGGCCCAGCGCCGUCGGGGACGUCUUUUUUUUUUUUCUUUUUUCCUUUGUGUGCUCGGGCUUCCCUUCCUCCCUCCGUUCCCCCGCGGGAUUAUUUGGAGUGAGAAACGCCAAUGGGGCUGCCCGGAAGAUCAUUUUCCUAGCUGCUUGUUUUUGUUUUCUUGCCCUCCUUACUUGGGUUGUGUGGGCAAACCCAAGCCUUUCAGGCUGUUGCGUUUGCAACAGGCCAGAAACCGUGGCGGGCCUUUUGCGUUUCAAACGCGGUGUUCUUACUCCGGCAGUCUUUACCCACGAUCGUCGCUCUGCUCUUUUCCUGCGUUGGAGAUUCAGGCGCCGCCGCAUCUGUGCGCGACGAUCGGUGCUUCCAGGUGGUUAAAAGGACGCAGUUCACUGUCUGUAGGGACUAAUCUUUUAGCCGAGGCAGGAUCACUUUAAUGGCAAUCAAAGCUCACCACGGACGUGGAGGAACGUCGCGAAAUACCUCUGGCCAGGGACUUGGCUCGCCUGUUUUCGAAGCCUGGUAGCUGGUUGCAACCAGCAAAAGGAAGGAUUCGCAUUGUGUAGCAAAGACCGCGUGCAUCUCACCGCGUCACGCCCCCUCCCUCUGAUCGUAUAUUCUGUUCUCUGAGUUUAAUUUUGGUCACGCUUUUUGUACACUGCCUUGGUAUCUGUAAGGACAAGGGGUGGUUUAAAAAUAAUUAGAUAGACCAGAGCAUGUAUAGUUCUGGCUUUUCCCUUACUUUCUAUCCAUCCGCCUUCCAUUAAAGUUCCCAGAGAAACUUACUCAACUAUCCGGUGGUUUCAUGGUCUGGUCAGUGUCUCAUUGUAUCAAAGCAGCAGUCUUUGUAGUCGGAAGAACUAAUACUGUGCUUUGUUAAGAGUCACGCUUAAAUUUAGACUAGGCCAUGUGUUUAGUGGUUCUCCAUAAAAGCAAUUGGAAGAGAGCCAGCACUGCGAGGAGCAGGCAAGCACAAACAGCUGGUAAGGGAAACGUGACCUGCCAUUUCCCUUGGGUCCACUUUGUGUGUGUAUGCACACUCAUGGAUAGCCAGAGUGUAGCUUCCCAUUUUUGUAGAGUGCUUACAGGUGCUGAGAGGCUGUGCUUAACUAUAAUGAGGAGUUGGCUUCCUUGUGGACUUGUGAACUAUAAGGCUGUAGAUUGUUGUAUCUUCUCUAAGAUUGCUUGUUGAUGGACCUGAGUUAUAGCUGAGUUCUGCCUACUGCGGGAGACCCCAGUCUUUAUUCAUUUAUAUAUUUAUAUCUCAUCUUGCAAGAAAACCAAGGCAGAUGUUUUAGAUCCACUGGCACAUUUAGGAAUUUGAUAAACUGCAAGGGGCAUCACCACAAAAUGGCUGCCCUGGUUGGAUGUGGAUAGUCACACACAAUAGCUGCCAUGGUUAGUCAAAAGGAGGGUGGGGAAAGAGAACAAGGUUGCCAGUUGUGGGGAGGGAGAAGCAACAAGGUAAAGGGGUACAGGGAGAGAAAGAAGAAGCAUUGCUGGGGGUUAGAAGGGUGGGGAAAGAGACUGCUGUUGCAUUUUCCAAGGUUUUGGAACAUUUAUUUUGAAGGAUGUGGGGACGAGUACCAUAGCGGGGACUCCUUGGCCUGAGCACAAAAUCCUUUCUUAUAACCAGAAGAGCUUAAUUAAUAAUGGAUCUUAAGAAGAUCUGUCUUAUGGACUCUGCCUUUCUAAAAGUUCACUUUCAGGUUUCCUUCAGAACCAAGAGGAAAACAGAAUAAAACACAAGUGCCUCUACCACAGUGGACUACUUGGAUCACCAGUUACUUUGACUUGCAGAAGCAUCAGAACAAACAGACGGUGGUUCUUCACUCAAGACAUCAUUAAUGUUACAAGACCUCAUAUUUUGGGGUCCUGAAGCAGAUGGCUUUGGAGCUGGAAAAGUCUCCUUUUGAUGCUGCAUUAAGUUUGAAGGCAAAAAACUGUGGUCGAUGGAAUUACACCAAGCUUGAGAUGAACUACUCUGCUUUGGUUAACCAGACUCACCAGCCCUCGGAGGUGGAAAAGGAAGCCCCUUUGCUCAGAGGAACUGAAGAUGAAGAGCCCAGAGGUGUAGAGGAAGUUUGUCAUUCAGCGCCUAGCGUUUCCAAGAAGAGUGGAAAACAUUAUGAAAUGCCUUUUAUGCCUUCUGGCAGGUUUUGCAAGGUAAAAGCAAACACAACAUAUUUGGAGAGACAGCCUCUUGGUGGCAAGGCUAAUGACAGCAGUGAUGGCCCUUAUCAUUUCAGCAGGGGUGGCUUGCAUCCCGAAGAACAGCAGAUGAACGCAGUCAAGCGCUCCAAUUCUGCAGAGCUGCUUCCCGGUUGGCUGGAAGUUCCUGAAGUCCUCCCAGUGAAAGCUGUGGACUCCGCCUUUUACAGCCCUUCUGCUGGGACCCAUCGCAGCCAUGAUGCCGGCUGCAGGAGCCACAUGGCCUUUGCCCCUUAUUCGUCCACCCCAAAACAUUUGUCAUAUAAAAGAGACCCUUAUUUCAAUGCUGGACUGCCUGCAUUCACUAGGACUGACAUUUCUUCACAACCUCCAGAGGACUCUGACUUGGAACAGCAGGAAAUGACAGGAUCCAAGAGCUUCUCAACUGGUGGGGCUCUUUUAUUGCCUGAAACAUCUGCUCCAUGGUAUCGGCACAGUCUGUCUGAUCUGGAAGACACUCCCAUGGUAGGCACCCGCAAACCAAUGUCUGUGGAUUACUGUUCCCUGCUGGGGCAAGUAAGAAAAAUGUCCUCCUUCCAGGCAGAUUACUGGGCAUGCGCAAUUCCAGAUUCCUUGCCACCAUCGCCAGACCGUCGGUCCCCUCAUUGGGACCCAAAUAAAGAAUAUGAGGACUUGCUUGAUUAUACCUACCCUCUGAGGCCAAAAUACAAGCUUGCAAAGAACCCCAAAGACUCCACUGUCCAUGAUUCUGGGGUUGAACUUGAUACCCUUUCCAUUUCUCCUGAGAGCACCUUGAAAUCUGGGAGUGUGCAAGACCAAGAACAGCCAGCUGUGGGGCUCCAGAGUGUACAGCGGUUUUCAACUCCAUGGCUGAAAAGAUCUGAGCGCUUGGCUCCAGCUUCUCACUACCGACUUACACCUGUUGGAAAAGUCUCUAUUGCAGAUGCCGGUCACUCUGCCUGCAGGAUUGGCAUCUCCAGAGAAAUGGCGGAGGGGUUGUCUCCUCAGUGCACUGGGCCUGCUCCAUCCAGUUCUGCCAACAUAGGCCAAGGGGGCUGGAGCUCCAGGGGACAUGACUGCCUUCAAAAGAGGGAGGCCACUGCUAGCAACUUCAUACCCUCUACACAGGUGCUGCCCUUAAAGAAGGCAUGUUCUAGUGAUGAGGAGUAUCUCUCAUUACCCCCCAGACUCAAGGAGCUGGAGACAUUGGCUCAGCAGUUGACUGACCUUUCUUUGACCGAGAGGAAAUCUGAAGGUGACCAUGUCCAUGAUGACUUACCAUGCAUCAGUAUGACUGGAGAGCAUCAGGCUGAGGGUGGCGGUAAGGAGAGCCCCUGGGAACUGCCUUGUGACCCUUGCCCUACCUCCAGCCCCCAAGCACAUGGUAAACAGGGCCUUCCGAGGAAUCAAGACUGCAGGGACCGGGAACAUGUGCUCCGAGGGACUGCCUGCCUUGACUUCCUUGAAGCAAGAUGCUUGGAGUUCCUGGAGGGUGGGAGCCAACCUAAUGAGCAAGAGAAGGACCAUUGCACAGACUCGCUUGCACAGCAUAUUAAGAUAUUUUGCUGUCAAUUAGAAGAGCUCAUUCGUUGGCUCCACAAAAUAGCAGAAGUCACAGACAACUGGAUUCCUCCCAAACCAGAUAUUGAAAGUGUUAAAGCAUCAGUACAACACUACCUGGAGUUCAAAAAGGAUUUGGCUGACCACCAAGCACUCUCUGAAGGUGUGUUGCAGGAUGGUGAAAGACUGCUCCAGUCUAUAGCUUCAAAUUCACCAGUUUUACAGGACACUCUUAGCUUGAUUGCCAAACAGUCUAGUGAGCUGGAAGGCCACGCUGCACGUUUGUAUGAGUCUGUUCUAGCAGCGAUGGAUGCUCUCAGUGCUGGCUUGAUGAGGAAUUGUGAUGCUUCACCAGCAGAAGCCCAGGCAGAGUCAUCCAGAUAACACAUCCAGUUGAGGUGGAGCUUUGCGGACAGUCUUUAACUGAAUGGGAGAACUGCAUCAGGAAAUAAUUUGAUGAGGCACUGCUGAGCUGUUCUUCAGCUGAGGGCUGAAACUUUGGGGGCUUUCUCUUCAAAGCUGUGAUCUGUUGGGAGUGUGUUUAAGCUUGAUGUCCAAGCCCAGAAGUUGCUGCAGCUGGCUUCAGAUCGUGGGUCAGAGUGUUGGAGAGGAAUGAGGAUGCCACUUCCAUGGAUGUUGGAGUGAUGGGUGGAUUGGCUUAAUGAUGCACUCUUUCUAACAGCUGAAUAUCUGAUUUGAUUUUGUAUUUCUUCAGGUGAACAGUGGAGGAUCGUCAGCAGCUCUUUCCCCUGUGAUUCCCUUUUGAAAGAUUCUUUUAAUGUUUUAUUAACAAGACACUUCUGUGGAAGACUAGAUUUCAAAUAAAAUCAAUAUUUUAACACUGUA
Messenger RNA from Varanus komodoensis (Komodo dragon), 4664 nucleotides. RefSeq names its product centrosomal protein 68 (gene CEP68). The transcript has 7 exons. NCBI's taxonomy places the organism in Eukaryota, Metazoa, Chordata, Lepidosauria, Squamata, Varanidae. The coding region runs from base 1971 to 4202 and encodes 743 amino acids. The record is from RefSeq and is a predicted model, not a curated record.